AUGCCAGAGACUCUGCUGAUGAACCCAUCUGAGGAAAGCUAUUCGGACCUAGGCCAAUGGCCAGUAGAGAGGCCGAGAAACAAGUCGACAUGGAGCUCUUGUGUGUGCAGAGAUAAAACCAGCAAGUGGUCGAUAGUUCCUAAGGGAACAGAAAUGUUCCUGAGUGCUAGAGGGUCAUGUUCACGAGAACGGCCAAAAACAGAGAAAGGAAACUCAGUGAAAAGCCGAAUGACCUCACCGAGUCUCUUCCUGCAGAAUUCCUAG
Charadrius vociferus (killdeer) is the source of this 264-nucleotide messenger RNA. It is a transcript of the gene CIMIP6, whose product is annotated as chromosome unknown open reading frame, human C2orf73. The record is from RefSeq and is a predicted model, not a curated record. The transcript is spliced from 3 exons. Lineage: Eukaryota; Metazoa; Chordata; Aves; Charadriiformes; Charadriidae. The coding region runs from base 1 to 264 and encodes 87 amino acids.